AUGCUGAGCCAGCACCAAAGUGAACCCGAACUGGACUCUGGCAGCAGUCGAACAUUUGAUGAAUGUGUGGCAGCAGCAGCAGCAGUAGAAGUAGCAGCAGCANNGGCAGUGGCGUUUUACAUACCCGACCAGGCGACUCUGCUGCGCAAGGCGGCGCAACAGGAGCAGGAGCUGCUGCGCCUACGCGACUCCCAGUGGCGCUUCCUGGCCACCAUCGUGCUCGAGACCCUACGCCAGUUCAUGGACAGUGCGCCCAGCCAGUGCCUUCCACGGUCGGUGGCCGGCCGCAAGUGCAGCAAAUACCGCAAGCCUUCACAGUGAGCAGUUCCGAGAGAGAUAGAGAGAGCCGAGGAGCGGAGAGGAGCGCCAAGCAGCAGCAGCAAAGAGAAGAGAACUACAAUCCAGUCCAGAAUUCCAAGUACAAAGUGGAAAACCCCAGUCAUGAAUCAGCCACACCUCUGUCCAGGAUAUUCAUAUAUUUCAACCUGCCCAAUACCACCCGACUACCACUGCCCCAGGACUCCCACCCGACAAACCUCUUUAUAGUUUACUCAUCAAAGCGAUUGUGAUAAUGGUUUUGUUUCUACGAAAAAAUUAUACAACAAAAAAUGUCCCUAAAGAAUAUUUUCACACAAAAAAGAAAAACAUUUUGUACGGAAAACAAAAAAAUAGUUUCUCUAGCAAUAAUUUCAGUUAAGUUAAGCAUAUUUUAAUGAAUUCCCGACUCCCAACUCGAUGUAUAUUUAUGUAAUCUGAAAUAGUUUGUAAGAUCAAUUGUAAGCGAUAUUAUUUUUUUCCAAGUUUUUUAUGUCAAGAACAAAACACGAAACAAGAAGAAUACUGAAACGAAUGUCGACGCUGAAGGUUGGCCAGAAAUUGUAUCAAUUUUUUGCCAAACAUAAAAGUCAAUAAAACAAACAAUGAGAAAAUGUA
Molecule: messenger RNA, 933 nt
Organism: Drosophila guanche
Lineage: Eukaryota; Metazoa; Arthropoda; Insecta; Diptera; Drosophilidae
Product: cell death protein rpr
Exons: 4
Coding region: 1-321 (106 amino acids)
Source: RefSeq, a predicted model, not a curated record